UCAUGUGACACAAGCUGGUACGCUUGCACAUCCUAACCCUUUCCUCCCGAAUAAAGGCCUGGCCGAAGUGGAUUCCCUCAGGAGAUUGUCACCCCAGAAAACAUGGCAGUUGAGGGGGGUGGUCAAAGGGGCCCUUUGUUCGAACGCAAUGGGGUUCCGGGUACGUCCAGCGCCCCGGUUGAUAUGGACACGGCGAUAGUGCUACUGGGAGCCGGGGUGACGGCGAUAACACAUCCACUGCUCUACGUGAAACUGCUCAUCCAGGUUGGUCAUGAACCUCUGCCCCCCACAGUGGGAACCACCAUGUUUGGGCGGAAGGUGCUGUACCUUCCUGGAUUCUUCUCUUAUGCGCGGCACAUCGUACGCGUGGAUGGAAAGAGGGGGCUUUUCCGUGGCCUGUCGCCUCGUGUCAUGUCAAGUGCCAUCUCCACCAUUGUGCGCACCAAGGUCAAACAGACAGUUCCGGCAGAAGACACGGAGCAGGUGUCCAAUAGGGAUGACCUGAAGACGUCCUUCAGGAAGGUGGUCAGGGAGACCUCUCACGAGAUGGUGGUCCAGUGCCUAUCCCGAAUUGCCACACAGCCCUUCCAUGUCAUCUCUGUGCGCUGUAUGGCUCAGUUUGUGGGGAGGGAGGUCAAGUACAGGGGUCUGUUCAGCUGCAUCGCCAAAAUCUUCCAGGAGGAAGGCGUGGGUGGUUUUUUUGUUGGCCUGAUACCCCACGUCUUGGGUGAGGUGAUAUUCCUGUGGUGCUGUAACCUUCUGGCUCACCUCAUCAACACCUACGCUGUGGAUGACAACUUUAGCCAAGCCCCGGCAGUGAGGAGUUACACUAAGUUUGUAAUGGGGAUCGCGGUCAGCGUGUUGACGUACCCUUUCAUGCUUGUGGCAGACCUCAUGGCGGUAAACAACUGUGGGCUGGCAGCUGGUCUCCCCCCAAACUCCCCCAUCUUCAAGUCCUGGGUCCAUUGUUGGAGACACCUCGGUGUCCAGGGUCAGCUGUUCCGGGGCUCCAGUUUCUUCUUCCGCAGAGCACCUUUGGCGGUAACGGCCUUGGAUUGACCUCCGUCUCGACCUUGCCUUUGACCAUGGAGUGACCUGACCUUUGACCUUGGUGUGUCCUCCACCACUGUUUGCCCUUAAAACCUUGGUACUUUGAGGAGACUAAAAAGUAGCCAAAACCCUGUUCUGUAUUUUUGUUACACUCUGGGGAGGUGGACACAGCAGACAUUUCCCUUCACUAAUUUAUUAUAUUGUUUGCGUUGUUUGCCUACUUUCGUCUGAUACAAGCAAUUUAUUUUACUGAACAAGGUAUUAACCUCUACUCCGGAGUAGGCACAGCCACUUGCACAACAAGAAAUAUAUGUAUUUUUAUGCUUUUGUUAAUGAUGUUUUAUGUUGUUAUUUUUUUAAUGGAAGGCAUUCAGGACAAGACCUUGCUCAUUCUGUUCAGCUUGCCUGUUGAAUUGUACACAGGCUGUUACUUUUUAAAAGGGCAUUUUCUUUCCAAUUUGACCAAUUGAAAGUUGCGGAGGCCAGUUCUAAUCCUGCCAUAAUUUCUGAACACAUUGUAUCCACUUAGUAAUUGUAAUUCAAGGCUAUUUCUCAGCCAUAUAUCAAUGUGUUUAAAAGGAAUUCAAGAUUAAUGUAAAACAAAAGGAGUCUUUCAGUUAUUCUACAAGCAGCUAAAGAUGGAGGAGAUAAGGCCGCAAAAAGGAUCUGUCAUCACACUUACAAACCAAGCUGUUAAAAUCAAUUCAUUGUUCAUAAUCUCCAUUUUAAAUGGCAUGUUUUCCCAAAAACAAGUCUCAGCCAGAAGUUCACUACAAUGUUGAAAAUACAUGGUUGGCUUUGUGAAAAGUAGUAUAUGUGAAAAUAUAAAAUCCGUAAUAUGAGGAACAUAAGGAAUUUACACCCCCGGUCAAAAGUUUGGAAUCACCUUGUCUUUUUCAAUAUUUUAUUUUCUCUGUAAUCAAAGAAUUCACACAUGGUCAAAGCACAGGCUGAGAUCAUCUAUUAAGGGUAUUUUUUUGUCCAUUUUGGUUGCACCAUGCAGUAAUUAGAACUUUUUAUAUGUAGUCCCCCAUUUCAAUGUUUGAGACAAAUUAUGUCAAAUAAAAGAGUCGUGUUUUGUAUUUGGUUGCAUAUCCUUUGCAUGCCAUGACUUCCUGAUGUCUGUGACCCAUCAACAUCAUCAGAGUCUGGAUAUCUUAUUCUUUUAUUUGACAUUAUGUUAAUUUGUCUCAAACAUUGAAAUUGGGGCAACCUAUAAAAAGUUAUGUAAUUACUACAUGGUGAAACAAAACUGUAUAAAAGAAUACGCUUUGAUAAAUACGCUCCUGUGCUUUGACCAUGUGUGAAUUCUUUGAUUACAAGCAGAGAAAAUAAAAUAUUAAAUCAGAAAAAGCAGUAAGGUCAAGGUGAUUCCAAACUUUUGAUCGGGAUUGUACUUCUGAUCAACUAUGCAGCAUGUUAGAUGUGUCAGUUAUUGCCAUGUUUAUGUGCUCAAUGGAGUCCAUAUAUUGUAGAACCCCCCCCUCUUUUUCCUUUUUUUUUCAUCCAUGUUGUGAACAAAAAAGUAUUCAUCAGGGAACACGUAUAGACUUGUGUUGAUAGAAUAAUUCAAAUAAUUUCUUACUGGAGGACAAGUUGAAAUCACAUUUUUCAGAAGCAUUUUGUUUUGUUUAUACAUCUCUUGUCAGAUAUCCAGGGUAUUAGUGCUGUUUUCCACUCCUAGUCUUGCUGAAAGGAUUGUUUAAUUUAAUGCAUAAUGUAUGCAUCAAUGUAGAUAUGAAAGUUGAAAUUAUUUAUAUAUUUCGAACUAUACACUCACUGAGUACUUUAUUAGGAACUUAUUCAUGUGAUUAUCAGAUGACCAUGGGAUGAUUGUUGUUGCUAGACAGGGUGGUUUGAGUAUCUCAGAAACAGCUGAUCCCCUGGGAUUUUCACAACAGUCUCUAGAAUUGGCAGAGAAUGGUGUGAAAAACAAAAAACAUCCAGUGAGCAGCAGUUCUGUGGUCAGUAAUGCCUUGUUAAUGAGAGAGGUCAGAGGAGAAUUGCCAGACUGGUCAAAGCUAAUAGAAAGGUGACAGUAACGCACAUAACCAGGCAUUACAACAGUGGUAUGUAGAAGAGAACCUCUUAAGUGGAUAGGCUACAGAUAAAUACCUAAUAAAGUGCUCACUGAGUGUAUGUUGGAUACUUUGACCAAUGUCUAAAUGUACAUUUUCCAUACAUUUAGGAUUUUGCAUUUUAUCACAUAUGUAACUUUUUCAUGGGCCAAACUGAGCUUCAAACUGAGCUUCAAGCUGAGCCUACAGGAAAUGGUAGCACUUAUUAGUCACUGACUUUUGUAUGCUCCCCAUUGGGUAUAUUAUUAAUGACUGAUAAUAUUACAUGUUCUUUGUGUCCAUUCAUUCCUCAGUGUUCUCUUCGGUAACUUCCAUGGUGCCCCAGUAGGGUCGUGUGCAUUCGUAAAAAAGAGCAGAGCAUGAAGCCAAGAGCGAUACAUACUGAGAGAUGUGUUCGCUAGCUAUUUUACUACUUAGUUUGAAGCACUUUAAAAUACAUUUUUGAACAUGAUUACAUUUCAAAAGCAAAAUGUAAAACUUAACAGUGUAAUAUUUUAGCAUUUUUAAGUUUGUGCUUUUAAAAUGUCACAGAUGCUCCUUGGUGUAUUGUGUUGUGUGCAUGUGUGUUUAAUCAGAUAUUGUUGCAGUUUGAAAUCUGAUUUGCCUUGCAAAUUGAUCUCAGAAAAAAAAAAAACUAAAGAAAUAAAUGCAUCUCUUUUGA
Messenger RNA from Conger conger (European conger), 3789 nucleotides. Its product is annotated as mitochondrial carrier homolog 1-like. Gene Ontology annotation, biological process: positive regulation of apoptotic process. Gene Ontology annotation, cellular component: mitochondrion; membrane. Lineage: Eukaryota; Metazoa; Chordata; Actinopteri; Anguilliformes; Congridae. The transcript is spliced from 12 exons. The record is from RefSeq and is a predicted model, not a curated record. The coding region runs from base 103 to 1059 and encodes 318 amino acids.